Molecule: messenger RNA, 2430 nt
Organism: Nerophis lumbriciformis (worm pipefish)
Lineage: Eukaryota; Metazoa; Chordata; Actinopteri; Syngnathiformes; Syngnathidae
Source: RefSeq, a predicted model, not a curated record
AUGGCAACUCAUUGGCCUAUGAGAAAAGAGGAGUGCUCCCAUGGAACUGCCUCUCCUAUUAGAUGGUCUGCAUCCUCCUUGAUGCUUCUAUGGUUGACGUGGGUGUUCUUAUGGCUGCUGUGGCCCAUCCGAGCUGAACAAGUGGCCAGCGGGGGGAAUUUGGGCAAAUCCCUCCAUGGUUCCCUGUCCUCCUCCUCGUCAUCUUCCUCUUCCUCCUCAGCAUGGGGCUUUAGCACAAGACAAAGUGGAGGGCAGUUGGACUGGCUUUUGUCAGAAAAGGGACCUUUCCACCGUUGCCCUGAGUAUACGGAGUUCAGAGAGCGGUUCCAGCAGGGAUUUUCUACCAGAUACAAGAUUUACAGGGAAUUCAGCCACUGGAAGGUAAACAGCUUGGCAACGGAGAAGAGAGACUUCUUUAAAGCUCCGUUGCCCUUAGCACCAGAGUUCCUACGCAACCUGCGAUUAUUGGGGCGACGACCAACCUUGCAACAAAUCAACGAAAACCUCAUCAAGAAGUAUGGAACCCACUUUCUGGUGUCUGCUACCCUCGGCGGGGAAGAGUCAUUGACCAUUUUCCUGGACAAACAAAAGCUGAACAAGAAGUCAGAAGGCAACAGCAACACUACUGUGGUCUCUCUGGAGCUGCUCCAUCAGCUAGCAGCUUCAUACUUCACAGAUCGAGAAAGCACCCUAAGGAGACUGCACCACCUCCAGAUUGCCACUUCAGCAAUUAAGGUAACUGAAACAAGGACGGGUCCUCUCGGCUGCAGUAACUAUGACAGCUUGGAUUCCGUUAGCUCGGUGUUGGUGCACAGUCCAGAAAAUAAGAUCCAUCUAAAAGGCCUGCAAGAUGUACUGCCAGAGUUUCUACGCGGGCGCUUUGUGGCGGCAGCCCUCAGCUAUGUGGCAUGUAACUCAGAGGGCGAGUUGCUCUGCCGCAACAAUGACUGCUGGUGCCGAUGUUCUCCUCGCUUCCCAGAGUGCAACUGUCCCUUUGCCGAUAUCAAGGUUAUGGAAGAGAAUCUGGAAAAAAGCAAAGAGGCCUGGAGUAGUUUCAACCAAGAUUUCAUUGAAUCAGAUGAAUUCAAAUCCUUCCUGAAACGUUUGCCCACUGACCAGUUCUUGAAUGUUUCAAUGAUUGCCAAGUACUGGUCAGCUGACAUCUCUCUCCAGAAGCGCUAUGCUCAUUUAGAGUCCAGCACAGCCUUGGUCCUGGGCAAAGCUCAGAAGAUCAUCAGGAAAUUGUUCACACUGAGUAAACGAUGUCCAAAACAGUCUCAAAUCAGUCUGCCCCGAGAGAGGCCAAUUGCCUUUUGGUUGAGCAAGGCUCAGUCAUUGCUUUACUGCAAUGACCAUGGAGUGCUGGGAACUUUCUCUGAGGAAGUCAAGAGUUGCAGCUGCUCUUUGGAUCAGCCAAGUUGUCAGGGUGCCAUUCCCUGUGUUGUUGGCACCUCCUUCACCUCAUGCUCUGCUUGUGCUGCUGACAACGUAACACGUUGUGGAUCCUGUCACCAUGGCAAUGUCCUUCACCUUGGUUCCUGUCGACCAAGUAUCGCAACAUCCCUGGACCACUAUCUCAACUUUGAUCUCGACAUGCCAGAUGCUGAGGUGAAGUACCUACUUCAACAACUUGACAGCAGAAUUGAAGUCCAUGCUAUUUACAUUAGCAAUGACGUCCGUCUGGGAAGUUGGUUCAAUCCUGCAUGGAGAAAGAGGAUGCUACUUACCCUUAAGAGUAAUAAAAACAAGUCCAAUCUUAUCCACAUGUUGAUGGGCAUGACUUUCCAGAUAUGCUUAACUAAGAAUUCAACACUGGAGCCAGUGCCCGCAAUUUAUGUUAACCCUUUUGGAGGAAGUCACUCAGAGAGUUGGUUCAUGCCUGUAAACCAGCCUGACUUCCCAACCUGGGAAAGAACUCGACUGGACACUGUAGCUACUGCACAGUGUUACAACUGGACAUUGACACUGGGUAACAAAUGGAAAUCCUUCUUUGAAACCGUGCACAUCUACCUGCGAAGCCGUAUUGUCACAGAUGAUCCAACAGUGAAUGAAACGCUCUUUUAUGAACCUUUAGAGAUGGAUGAACAGACAUCCAACCUGGGUUACAUGAAGAUCAAUACUCUUAAAGUUUUUGGAUACAGCAUGCACUUUGACCCCGAGGGCAUUAAGGAUUUGAUACUCCAGCUGGACUACCCAUAUACACAGGGUACACAAGAUGCUGCUUUUUUGAUGUUACUGGAGAUGAGGGAUCGUGUUAACAGGUUGGCACCACCAGCGCCACAGCCACUUGAUCUGUUCUCUUGCCUUCUGCGGCACCGACUCAAGUUGUCAGCUGGUGAAGUGGUGCGCAUCAAGGAAGCUCUUCAGAUCUUCAACUCAAAGCUCCCCAAUGCCACUCCCGAACCUGAGCUAGCUCAGCUCUGCAGCUAA